AUGCAUUACUCUCAGUUCGUCACCGUGGCAUCUGCGCUCGCGCUGGCGCCUACCGCCGUUGUUGCUCGCCAGGCCGCCGCUGCCUUCGUCACAGUCAACUCGCUAGACACUUGCCCUAAAAAGGUGGCCCAGGAAAUCAUCAAGCCGGGACCGAAGGUAGUAACCACGCCCUAUACUUGCGAUAAAGUCAAGGUCAGUCAUGGCCUGGACGUGUCCUACUACAACUUCGACAUUGAGCCCCUCACCAAGGACACCGUUCCUUACUGCAAGGCUCUCAAGGUCUUCGACAACGAAGGUUGCCUGGGCUUCCCUACUCUAUGGAUUCCUCUCGAGAGCCCACUCGAGGUCAAGUGCAUCCCUGAACGCUACUUCAGCGACGAAGUGAAGUACAUCUCGUUCCAGCUCGAUUGCAGCGAGGACGCCCCUGUCAAGAAGGAGCCAAUAGGCCCUAAGGAGGUGGCUGAACAACUUGCACAGCAGGCACAGCAGGCAGAAAAUAGUCCUAAGCAGGAGGCUCAACAGGGUUCCAAGCAGGGACAGGAGGCACAGAACGGUCCUAAGCAGGAGGCUCACCAAGAUUCCAGGCAGGCAGAGGCUGCUCCUAAGCAGGAGCAGGAGCCCGAGCAAGGUUCCGAGGAGGCCGAGCAAGCUCCUGAGGAGAGAAAGGCCUCAAAUCCUGCUGACAGUCUCGGCCUUGGUGAACUCACAAAAAUGCUCGGUUUCCGGUGA
Molecule: messenger RNA, 729 nt
Organism: Aspergillus fischeri NRRL 181
Lineage: Eukaryota; Fungi; Ascomycota; Eurotiomycetes; Eurotiales; Aspergillaceae
Gene: ccpA
Product: protein ccpA
Exons: 2
Coding region: 1-729 (242 amino acids)
Source: RefSeq, a predicted model, not a curated record